Ostrea edulis (European flat oyster) is the source of this 4597-nucleotide messenger RNA. RefSeq names its product toll-like receptor 4. The coding region runs from base 310 to 2808 and encodes 832 amino acids. NCBI's taxonomy places the organism in Eukaryota, Metazoa, Mollusca, Bivalvia, Ostreida, Ostreidae. Gene Ontology annotation, biological process: immune response; toll-like receptor signaling pathway. The transcript has 3 exons. Gene Ontology annotation, cellular component: membrane. The record is from RefSeq and is a predicted model, not a curated record. Gene Ontology annotation, molecular function: transmembrane signaling receptor activity; protein binding.
ACGUUGUUCAAGUUUUUAUUGGUGGUGUUUUUUGUCAGCUGUAAAACAGCUAAAUUAUUUAAUAAUUUUUUGAAAGCUAAGUUAAUUUUGUGUGAGCAGGCAGAGAAUCAGGACGAUGUCCUAUUUCUCAUGAGUAGCGACCAUGAUCAUUAUUCCGAUAUUGAGGAUUUAUUUGGAGAUAAGCCUCGUACAUGUACAAGGAGUACGGAUGGGACUUUCCAAACAACUGCCACCUGAAUUUGGAGGACGAUAUAUGCAACAUAAAAAGUAAUUACAGAGUACAUUACCAAGACUCCCUUGUGAAGGACCAUGUAUUUGAACACAGGAUCAUUCUGUUUUGUCUUUACGGCAUUUUUGCAACAGUCGCUAGCAUUCCACUGCUCUUCUGAGCCAAAGUGUCGAUGUUUCUACGACAAAAGGAUGGUGGUUGCUGAAUGCAGUGGACUUAAGCUAUCGCACGCUCCAAGAUUCAAUGAAAGUGUUCAAAGUAUCGAUCUAAGCAAUAACCGUCUCUCGGAAAUACCUGCAGAUAUGCCUCCAAACAUCGUUUCCCUCAACAUUGCCGAGAACAACAUCAUAGAUCCUAAAAAAGAAGUUAUUUCAAGAUAUAAACAUUUGCGAUGGUUGGAUAUCGGAAGGAAUUGUUUAUGGCAAAGGCGUAAAACAUGGCCUUCUCGGUUUUUUGAAAACCUGAAGCAACUGGAAACAUUACUCAUGAAAAAUGAUUAUGGCGCAAUCAAUGUUACGGAUAUGAAAUAUUCUCAUGAGUGCUUUUAUGGAUUAUUGUCUUUACGAUACAUUGAAUUAAAUGGGCUACGUGCUGGUAACUUUGGAGAUGCAUUUGAUAAAAAUAAUUCUAUUCAAAUUCUUGUUUUGUCAGGAUACAAGUAUUGUCAUCUUCAGGACAUCAGAACAUACACCUUCAACGUUUUCAAAAAGUUGACAAAUUUGUCAUUGUAUCAGUGUGAACUUACGAAUAUCGAGAAGGGAGCUUUUGCACACAUGAAUGAUCUCGUUCACCUGGACAUAUCAAGCAACAUGAACCUUCAUUUAUCCGUGUUACCAAAUAUCACUUACGAUCUUCGAGAUUCGAAACUACAAACUCUCAUCGCAGAUAGCCUUCAAUGCUCUAGUGGACUAUCACUUAUCUUAACUGUAAAACACAUAGAGAACCUCCAAAACACUUCUUUGAAAAAACUUUCGUUAGCAGGGAACAGAAUUGCCAUAAUUGAUAAAGAUAUUAUGAAAUAUUUACCAAAAUCAUUGACAAAUAUAAACAUGGGAGACAACAUGCUGUUGUUUGGAUUCUACAUUUUUCAAGGUUCAUUUCUUCCAAAUUUAGAAAGGCUUGACGUUGAAUAUACCGGAAGUUAUAGACCGGGAUUUCAAAUAGGCUGUAACACGUGUUCUAACGCCUGUUGCAAGUCAGCAAUUGUCAACGUUUCUAACGCUGUCAUAAAUGACACACCGGAGCCAUAUUAUACAGUACGACUGCCCCCCAAAUUAAAAAUUCUGAAUAUUGCCAAUCAGAGAAUAUAUAGACCAGUUUUAGAGUUUACGUUCUUCCCACAAAACUCUUUAACACAUCUGUAUGCCCAAGGGAAUUUUUUCUAUUCGAUACAACAUAUAACCGGAAUUCAGAAUUUAGAAUACGUUGAUUUAUCGAAUAACUUCUGUUCCAGUAUAACCAUUCAAUCUUUACAAAAUAUGAGCAGUUUAUUAUUUCUCAAUUUGUCUAAGAAUCUUCUAGGAAAAGAAUUGAGAAGUCGAAAUGUAAAUGAUAUGCUUCAUUUUCCUCCCCAUCUGAGAGUACUUGAUCUCUCGUAUAACUGGAUAACGACCUUAGCCCUUGACGUGUUCGCUGUCAGUAGAGAUCUUGAGUCCUUAAACUUGAGUAAUAAUGAGAUAGAAUCCGUGUCAUUUGAUUUGUCGUCUUCUUUAAAAUUGCGUGAAAUAGAUCUCUCCUUUAAUAAAAUCGUUAAGUUGGAUUCCGCAUCGAUGAAAAAUUUAGACUCUCGAAAGACCCGCUUGAGUAUCAAUCUGGCAAACAAUCCUUUGGUAUGCACUUGUCAAAGCCUAGGAUUCCUGGAAUGGAUAAAAGAAUCAUUAAAUAAACACUUCCUAGACCAAGGUAAAUACACGUGUUCAUUUAGCAACAGCACAAAGACUACCUUGGGUGAUUUGGAUCAAGUGAUAUCUACAUUAAAACGCGAAUGUAAAUCCUAUACAACAUUAGUUGUCGCUGUAACUGUUAUUUUACUCGUAACAAUAGUUUGUUUUUCACUUGCUAUUAUGUAUAGAUAUAGAUGGAAACUACGAUAUUUAUAUUACGCAGGGAAGCGAACUUCCAAAGGAUACUCAAAGAUAUUAGAGGAAGGAAGGGAAUACCAUUUUGACGCCUUUAUUUCAUACGCCGAGAAUGAAAGACAAAUCUUAAUUCCAAAUCUAUUGAAGGUGGAGAAGGAAAAUACUUUCAAAUUUUGUAUUCACAGCCGCGACUUUAUGCCUGGUGUGGACAUAAGUGAAAACAUAACCAAUGCUAUUCACUUUAGUAGACGAACUAUCGUUUUCCUGAGUGAAGCCUUUCUUAGAUCUGAAUAUUGCAUGUACGAAAUCCAGAUGACGCGAAUGGAAAGUAUAUAUCGUGGGGGGGAAAACGUUCUUUUCAUUGUUCUUCUGGAUGAUGAUCUCAGAAACAUUCCAAACUUUCUAGAGGAUCUAUUAAGUGAACAGUCAUACCUUCCAUACGAUAAACAAAUCCCGGAAGAGUUCUGGAAUGCGUUGACUCAAGUUUUGAAAAACAAUUAAGAUUUGUUUUAAACUUUCAUCAUUCAGAAUUACUGAAAUAGAAGAAAUCUGAAAGGGCUCGUGUAUAUUGAGCUGAAGUAUACAUGAUUAUUUAUGUUCCAUUUAUUAUGGUUGUAUAUCAAAUUAUUUAUCCAAGUGUUUAAUAUAUUCUUAUAGUAUGUUAAAUUGUACAUAAUUAUAUGUUUACUAUGAUUUGUUUGUAUGUUCCUUUCGUAAAUACUUUCACUCAAUACCAAUACAAAAUGUGUAACUUGUUACCGACUCCGGAUAUCCUACCAGCCAAGCGGAGAUCGAGAGAACAAUGCGUAGGUUAAAAUAUUUGUAUUCCUCGUGUUUUUUGUUGUUGUUUUUUUUACAAUCAAAAGAUUAUGAGUUUUAUAUAUUAAUCAAAAUAAACAUUUUUCAAUGUCAAAGAAAUUAAAAAUCUAUUUAGAUAAAUGUUUUAUUCAAAAGAUUAUGAGUUUUAUAUAUUAAUCAAAAUAAACAUUUUUCAAUGUCAAAGAAAUUAAAAAUCUAUUUAGAUAAAUGUUUUAUUUUUCAAACCUUUCAAAGGAGUGCAAUUUUCUUACUAGGUGCUUGUUGGUUUGACUUGUUUGAUAUGUAAAAUUUGUCUGCUUUAACUAAUAGUGCACUUCAGCAUGCUUUUUCUUUGUUACACAUAUGCCACUUGUGCUGAAAGGGUUUCUUUUCAUUUUAAAGGAUCUCGAGGAAUUAACUUUCAGGGUUUUACAGGAGAUUUUCAAAAAAGAGAAUAAAACAAGAUGCGUUUGUGAAACACAAAUGCCCCCGAUAAUGCCCAAUUCCAAAGAUGGCCAAGGUCACAAGGACAAAUAUCUUGGUACCAGUAGAAAGAUCUUAUCACAAGAAAUGCUCAUUUGCAAGAUGAAAACUUUAAUAUUUACCAUUUAGAAGUUAUGAACGAUGUCAAUUUUUAUAAAAAGUAGGUCAAAUGCCAAGGUCAAAAGUUUAGUACCCACUCAUGUGAAAAAUCAAAGCUCUAACACUUACUGUUCAAAAGUUAUUAGCAAGAUAAAGUUUCAGUCAUAAUGAAAAAAUUACAGAAUGACGGAGUGACAGACAGGACAUAAACAAUAUCCCCCCCCCCGAUCGUCGAUCUCGGAGGCAUAAAAACAACAAAAAACCAACAAUGUGCAAUAUGUUUAUUUUGCAGGAAGUUGUCUUAAAGUAAUUUUCUUUUGGGGGUAGGAAUUUAAUUGGUGUUCAUUUGGGAAACUUUCCUAACAUCAUCCUGUUAGCGUUAUCACUUGUUUUUAACCUAUGUACUGCGCUCAAGGUCGUAGUAGUGAAGGUUCUUUAUCGUGCUUAUGCCUACCGUGACAUAGAACCUCUGCGUGAAGGUCAUAUCCAUAGACCCGUGAAGGUCAUAUUUAUAGACCCGUGGCUUUUAUUUUUAAUAUAUUUAAUAUAUUGUGAUAGUAUCAUAAAUUAUAUUCAAUAUAUUGUGAUAAUAUCAUAAAUUAUAUUCAAUAUAUUUUGAUAAUAUCAUAUUAAAUUAUAUUCAAUAUAUUGUGAUAAUAUCAUGAAUUAUAUUCAAUAUAUGUGGUGGUAUAUUAACUUAUAGGUAUAAUCAUAUGUUGAAUGCAUGACUUAUAUACAUUGUGGUGAUCAAGAUAUAUUAACUAUAUAAUCAUAUGCUUGAUAUAUUGUAAUGGUGUACUAUUAUAUAAAUACAAUUAGAACUGUAAAAUAAAUUGUAGGUAUAUUUUAAAUGAUAACAUCGCAUGCAUUUACCAAUACAUUUGGUUGGAAGAAACGAUUUAUAUCAGAA